AUGAGCAACGCGGCUUGUACAACACAACAUCAUGAAAUUGGCCAGGAUUCUGCUACUUGCGGCGGAACUGAUCCAGAGAACGAAGAAAGUCUACAAGUGCAACCUGCAAAUCAUGAAGCGGAGAGUGGAAGCCCUCAUGGAAGACAAAUCGAGAACAGCCUACCGGAAUCAGUUGUUUGCCAAUCAGAUCCCAGAUUCAUGCAGAUAUCCAAUCAGGAUCAUCAAAGGGCAAUGAAAAUCAAGUGUGUUGUGGAAGCCACUCCCAAUUUGGAAAGUUUGUCCGACGUGAUGUAUGUUCAGUUGGCCAUUCUUUGCAAGGGGGACGUGGAGCAUGCCAUGAAUCAUGUCUACAACCUCCAAGCGUUCAAGCAAGAAUAUACUAUUGUUGACUCGUGGGAAGAGGGCAAAGAGCUUUCAGAAGACCUUGUAAGGAACUUGUUUCCGGGCUGGCUUCUGUCCUUUGAUUUUGAUGAAGACCAUGGCAAUUCUUUCAUUGCGCUUGAUCUCACCAAGGUAGACAAGCGAUCCUUCCAAUGCCCGAGAACUGCAAGAAGAAUCUUUGCAGGAUUGUACUACAUGUUUCAAGCAUUGUUUCCCAAUCUUGAGGUAGUCAGAAAAGGCCAUACGCAGGUUGUUGAAUGUGAAGGAUUUGACUUGUCCAGGAAUAUGGUGGACAUCAAUAUAUUUGUGAGGCUCAUGACAGAAAUCCAUGGCUCUUAUCCCACUGCUUUCGGUGGAGUGUAUUUCUAUCAUACACCGAUGGCAAUCAAUUUGAUGCUUGCUCUUGCCAAAAGAUCCCUACCAGAACAUCUGGUUUCCAAUAUUGUCAUGGGGUGUACUUUUGUUAGUCGUCUAGACCAGUUCUAUGCAAUUCCCACGCUGGAAGCUGCUUCUCAGCGAGCAUUGGACAAAAUUCAAGAGUCACUCCGGAUCCGAUAUGAGAACGAACAUACAUUUUCACUCUGA
Seminavis robusta is the source of this 966-nucleotide messenger RNA. NCBI's taxonomy places the organism in Eukaryota, Bacillariophyta, Bacillariophyceae, Naviculales, Naviculaceae. The record is from the annotation of a GenBank genome assembly.